This is a messenger RNA of Paramecium tetraurelia, 1179 nucleotides long. RefSeq lists its product as uncharacterized. Gene Ontology annotation, molecular function: protein tyrosine/serine/threonine phosphatase activity. The record is from RefSeq and is a predicted model, not a curated record. Gene Ontology annotation, biological process: protein dephosphorylation. Lineage: Eukaryota; Ciliophora; Oligohymenophorea; Peniculida; Parameciidae. The transcript is spliced from 4 exons.
AUGUAGAGAGUCAUCGUUUACUACGCAUUCAAAAUAUGGGAUGGUCUCUUUAUUGGAAACAGCCGUGCUCCUUUAGAAAGAGACUUUUUGUUAAUGAACAAAAUAAAUAAUAUCAUUAAUUGUGCUGCGGCUGAACUUACAUUUAAUGGCAACGGAAACGUUCUCUGUUUCAAUUGGAGAGACGCUGACGAACAAAGUAUUGUUACAACUGAAAAUCUCGAAAAAAUAAGUGAAUUUAUUGAAACAGCCACAAACAAUGGAGAGGGAGUCUUGUUUUUCUCGCUUAAAGGAUAAAGCAGAGCCUUAACAGCAUUAUCAGCUUAUUUAAUUUACAAAUAUCGUUGGGGCCUAAUCAAAACACUCCAAUUCUUAAACUCAAGAAGGAAGGACUUUGAAAUCAGACCAGCAUUCUUAAAAUAAUUAUUGGACUUUAGCAUUGAAUACUUCAAAACCAAUUAAGAAAGCAAGAAUUGGGAUCAUUAUACAGAAAAUCAAGAAAUUUUGGUUAUUUAAAAUACCUAUUUGAAUUCCCAAUAAUAACCACCAUUAAUUACUAAAACUCUUGGAUCUUAUACUAUUCCAAGUGGAUAAAAAUAAAAUGUAUCCUGGUCUAUUAACUUGAUAUAAUAAAUAUAAACAAUCUAGAUUAAGGAAGAAAUACAAUAAAAUAAAGAAUUAAAAUCUAUUUUAAAAGGGUCUAUUUCAAAUUCUUAGAAAGAUAAGUAAGUAAGAUGUGUUUCAGUAAUUGAUAAUUCAAACAUAUAUUUUGAUGAGAGCAUUCUAUAAAAUAUGUUUAUCAAAAAAAAGUUACAGACACCUAAAAUUAAUAGUUUAAGUUUGGAAAGCAAAGCGAGCAAAAAUGAAUUAAAACUUUUUGGCAUAUCUUAACAAAGGCCUGUCUCUAGAAGGCCAUAGUAUUUCACUCCAGAAAAGCAAAGGAUUCUGCAUAACACUAAAUAGAUUCUGGACACUUAUUUGAACGCAUAAUUAAAUAAUAUAUCGUUAUUGAGAGGUCGAGCCAUUCACACUCCUAUGAGAGAAAGAAUAAGGGCAAUUUCUUAAUAGAAUACAACUCCCAAUAAAACUCCAACUCGAAAUAAAUAAUCCUUUUUUUUAUUCGAAAAUCAAAAUACAAGAUGGAUUAAUCCGAAAAAAUAACCUUAAUUUAAAAUUAAAUGA